CGCUGUGUUUACGCCACCUGGGAUCAGAGAGGAAGCGAAGAAGAGCGCAAUGUCAAACCAAAACAGUGCGGCGUUCAGCGCGUUUAAUGACUUUAAUAACUUUAAUGACCUUUAAUUAACUUUAUUAACUCUAUCAGCCGCUUCUUUAUCACUAUGAGAGCCGCUCUGAUGGUCCGGGUGGUUCGAGCGGGCCUGCUCUGCAGGUUGAGCCGGGCUGGAGCGACUCUGCGCUGGAUCAGCUCCUCCAGCGGAGAGCCGGAGAAACCCGCUCCGCCUCAGAGCGCUGCAGCCCGGCCACACGGAGCUCCAGCCCCGCUGUGGUGCUGCAGGCUGGCCUGCAGGGCUCUGCUCCACCUCCACGGAGCAGACACGGCCGCCUUCCUCCAGGGGAUCAUCACCAACGACAUGAAGCUGCUGGAGGAGGACCUGCAGGCUCUGUACGCCCACAUGCUGAACGUCCAGGGCAGAACCCUCUACGACAUCAUCAUCUACAGUCUGAAGGAACCCUCAGGAGACCUGAGUGGGGUUCUCCUGGAGUGUGACAGCUCGGUUCUAGACUCUAUGACUCGUCACCUGAAGGUGUAUAAGAUCCGUCGUAAAGUGACGGUGACCCCGCGGGACGAUCUCUCUCUGUGGGCUCUAUGGCCCCGGAACUCCUCUCAGGACCCCCCGCAGCCCCCGCUGACCACCGAGGAGGGGAGAGAGAAGCCCCUAGUGCUGGUGCAGGACCCCCGGACAGAGCUGAUGGGCUGGAGGAUGAUCACCAAGAGCACGCAGAACCCUGCAGAACUCCUCACCGACUGUGAACACGCAGACACCGAGCAGUACCACCGACACCGCUACACCAUCGGUCUGCCAGAGGGGGUGAGGGAUCUUCCUCCGGGUGAAGCUCUGCCGCUGGAGUCCAACCUGGUCUUCAUGAAUGGAAUCAGCUUCAGUAAAGGCUGCUACAUCGGUCAGGAGCUGACCGCCCGCACACACCACACUGGCGUCGUCCGGAAGCGCCUGAUGCCUCUCAGCCUGUCUGCACCGGCCGAGAGCCUGCAGGCGGGGGGCGCUCUGGAGUCGGCGGGGGGGAAACCUGCGGGGAAACUCAGGGCGGGGCUGGGUCAGCUGGGACUCGGACUCGUCCGCCUCGCUCACGCUAAUGAACCGCUGACCCUCAGAUCCUCCACACAGACCUCAGUGACUGCCCACGCGGCAGAGCCAGAGUGGUGGACGAAGGACAGUAAAAUAAAUAAAUAAACACAUAAAUAAAUAAACAGGUAGGAGCAGAUCAUUCUGAGAGUGACCGAGUAUCAGCAUUGUGAUUAUUAAUAUAUACUACAUACAGACCUCUGAGGUCGUUAUCGUCACUCUGUGGUCAGCGAAAUGUCCGUAUAAGGAACUCUGGGUCCAAGCAGUUUUUCUUCAUGGGAAAAAUUAACAAUGUUUUUAUAAAAUUUACUUCUUCUGUGGUAAAAAAAAACAUUCAGAGGAUUUCUGGACAAAAUCGAACUAAAAAUAAUUUACUGAAAACUAGUGGUAAAUUAUUACAGUAUGAAGGUGACAGAAUGUGCCUCAAAAGAGUUUUGUCAUUUUUUUUUUAUUUUUCCCCCAGUUUUUCUCCCCAAUUUAGUCAUAUCAAAUUCCACCCACUAGUCAGGACUCCAAUCACACGGUACCACCAGCACUAGGAGGGUAAAGACUAGCACAGGCUUCCUCUGAGUCCUGUGAAGCUCCACUGUAUCUUUUUGAACCACCGCUAACGCAUUAACUCUACUCAGGGGAGAACGCUAACCUAACAGCUAACAGGCUGCUGUUCUGCUGUUCUGCGUAUCGAGUGUUUUCAGGUGCUGUCAGUCCUGCAGUGGAGACGUUCCUGAUGCUCCACAUGAGCAGAGAUUAUUAAUCUCGUGUCUGAAGUUCAUCUAAAUGUAGAAACCGUGAAAUAGUUACACGUGGCUGUUUUUUUCUCUGUUUAUCUGCUGAUCAAACCGUUUUUUUCCGAAUGUGCCAAAUCAAGCAGCGCUUUGAUCAUUACCUUUCAGAUCACUUAUUAAGUGUUUGAUUUUGAGCACUUUCUCAUUCUGUUUAAUCUUUAUUGUUUUCAGUCAAAGUUUUCAGUGUUUUUCCUCUUUUGGCUGCAAACCAAAAGUGCCACUUUUGACCAUUUUCGGCCAAAUGUUGAAAUGAAAUUUCGGUGAACUUCUGCGUACAUUUUAUACAGUUAAAGGUAUAAUUACUUUAGCAGAGCUUUUUACUCUGGAUACUCUUAUUUAUAGAGUUUUAUUAGCACUGAAAUGCACUUAAUACACGAGCAGCAACAACAUUGACCCUUAGCGCCGAGCCUGAGAGGUCUGUGAAAUUCUCGAUUUCCUGAUAAUACACUCGGGGGUCGGCUUCCUAAACAGGGAUUAAAGAGGAAUUCCACAGACUUUUCUAACUUUCCCCAUAAUUGAGUGUCUGAGAUGCACUCAGUGCUCUCCUGCAUACAUUUUCUGCUUGAAUAUCACUGGAUUCUCUCAGUGAGGAAGUCAUUAGAGAGCUGCUGAUGAUGGUCUCACCAGGCUAACACUGUUGUGUUUGGUAUAGUGUCAAAUAUAGACACACAUACUAUAGUGGGCAACACCUCUGCCUUCUACACUUUUACGCUGUAGACUGGGGUUCAAUCCCUGCCUGGGUCAGCACCCUACACUAUACCAAUAAGAGUCCUUGGGCAAGACUCCUAACACUACCUUCACCUACCUGUGUAAAUUGAUCAAAUUGUAAGCCCCCCUGGAUCAGCCCGUCUGCCAAAUGCCAUAAAUGUAAAAUGUAAACACUGCUGAGCACUAAAACAACGUCACACUAUUAAACUCCAACACCAGCUACUCAAACUGUGGCCUGAAACUGCCAAACGCCUCUGAACUACCACACUGUACAGAGCUUGUGGGGUAUUUGGUGAGGUAUUUCAGCCCCUUUAACACUUCACACUGCAGAAGAUCCAUUUAUAUUCAGGAAAAAAUGUACACAGAGAAAACAAAUCAGCUCUGGGACCUUUUUAUUCCCCACAGGAGGCCAUUAACCAAUCACCACUGACUUUUCCCUUAGAGAAAACCAGCGUAAACCUGGAGCUCCUUAUAUGGGCAUGAAACACGACUUCAGACUGACCACACGACUUCAGAGGCCACGUCUGAGUGUGAAAGGCUUUACUGGAAUACAUUAAAAACACACUGAUGGAUCAGUACAGUGAGGUGGUUCAGGAUCAGCGUUUUAACCCAAAUAAUUCCCUUUUAUUUGAUUACGUCUACAUGUUGAUUCACCAAAACACCCACAGAGUCUCAUCUUGGGGCUGUGAUCGGUCAGGAUGAUGACAGCACACAGUAAACAUCACUGCGAUUGGUCAGAGGCUAAUUUGCAUAUCACGAUUACGGAGAGCAGCACACAGUCCCGCUUUAACGACCCCGAAGUUCAUUAUAAACCAAGGAGAUCCGCCGUUCAUCAGCGCUGCUCCAGCCUGGCACUACUGAAUAACCAGACGCUCACAAAGGACUGAAUGAGAAGUGUUAGUUUCAAAGUUGUAUAAAGAUUUAUUCUAUUUAUAUAAGCAAGAUGUUUGGAUAUAAGUUAUGUUUAAAUAAAUAAGUGUGAAUAAACAA
Colossoma macropomum (tambaqui) is the source of this 3620-nucleotide messenger RNA. It is a transcript of the gene iba57, whose product is annotated as iron-sulfur cluster assembly factor IBA57. The coding region runs from base 154 to 1245 and encodes 363 amino acids. Gene Ontology annotation, cellular component: mitochondrial matrix. Gene Ontology annotation, molecular function: protein binding. NCBI's taxonomy places the organism in Eukaryota, Metazoa, Chordata, Actinopteri, Characiformes, Serrasalmidae. The record is from RefSeq and is a predicted model, not a curated record. The transcript is spliced from 3 exons.